GACUGCGAUACUUUUUCGGUUUGCACAGAAGCGCGCCAAGCGCGCGUUCUUGAGUGUUCUUUUUUUUUUUUCGCUGGUGCUUCGGUCACUUCGGUUGCUUCGGUGCAGUUGGGUGCAGUGGUCGGUGCUUUUCGGCGUUCGUUGACCUGUCAGUUUUCGUUCGUUUUCUUUUCACGCACAAACCUUUCGUCCCGUUAUUACGUGCCGAUCAUGGGUAGGCUAGAAGUUCGUCGGAGAUACGCAAUGGGUCUGUGAGACCGCAGCGGCAUCGGUGGCCCGCAGCCUGUUGCAGUUUUGCCAGAUUCGCCAGCAUGAAUGAUCAAGACGAACUUCGCGAUGAAGCUCGAUUUCGAAUGUUUGUCGACGACGACAACCAUCGGUCCCUCUUCGAAGCUUUUGUGUCACAAGCGAACAAGGACUUGGGACCCAUCGACAAGAACUGGUUCUACAACGAGCGUUCCUCCCAAGUGUCCGCAUGCAGCGGCAGUGAUGUGGGCACCGCUCUAAACUCUCCGUCUUCGCAACAGUCGAGUUCCACUUGCGUGAGCGGAGCGACUCCCAGAUCGUCGAGGCCCGCCGAACUCUUUUCGCCAUGUGCAAGUGCCCUGGAGUGGACUCCAUCACCUCCGUCCAACAGGUCGGACAUGUUCAAGACGCCCGCAGUUCCAAACCCGCGGUCACUCCUUCACAGCCUCGGUGUUGGAGCAGCCGGACCCAGUCCGCAAUGGUCGCCGUCGCUUCAAACCCCGCCGAAUGGACAUUCCAGUGAAAAGAAGGACAUGGAUAUCAGAAAGGAUGACAACUUGCACCUCGCACCACGGAGCCUGUUCCGUUCGUCCACGGCAAGCUUUCGUAGUUACUCGUCCGAAAUGGAAGACGUGCCGGAAGGCAAGCCCAAAGAUAUUCCUUACGGCGACGAAGAUGACGAGGUGCCGCGUCAAAAGCCGCCAAGCUCAUGCUUCGGUGACGGCGUGACUCCUCAAGCCUCGCGCACGGAACCUAAACGUCUUCCCGUCGAAGCUCUUGCCCGCUGCAUCCAACAGGGCAACUGGGAUGAACAGGAACUGCUUGAAAGCCUAAGUAUGGCUGAAGACCGAUCCGAGCAAGCUUUGCCGCAGUUACCGAGCCCUUGUGUCACGCCAUCUAGCUCACAGAUCUUCGUCGACAACGACAACAAAACAGAAGACAUCGAUGCGCAUACGAAAGCAGACAUGUUUGUUGACCAAAGUGUCGUUGACAUUCCUUUAAUCGUGGAUAUUGACGCACGAGAUUCAAGUAACAUAUUGACCGUGGACGUAGCUACAUCGUCGCAAGCCUCCGGCUCUCCACCCGCGAGACGCCGCAGCGCUACCGCAAGGAGGAAGCUCAUGGGUGACCCGAGAGGCCCUGUUCCGCUUCACUCGGCUGCGAAUCUCGGCAGACCGGGAAAACUCGAGCUGGUGGCGGAAAGCGUCUGCGCAGGGUCCGCCGGUGAGAGCCUCAGAGACGGCUCCACUUCGGAAGAGAGCAGGAUGGACCUCGCCUUCGCCAAGUCGCAGAACGACUUCCUCAAGGUCGGAUACUCUUUCACGCAGAUGGUGGAGGUGGCAGAAAGCACGAUGGCCUGUCUUGAAGCUCCAGACGUCGGAUUUACGCAGUCCGAGCCUUCAGAAGCUGCAGUUUCGUCAGAGGGCAUCUUGGGAUGCCUCCUGGGCAUGGACAGCACAAAGCGGGCCAAGAAAGUUGCGGCAGACGUACCGCCGUCGCAGGUUGCACUCCAAAGCUUGACAGCGGUCCCAGUUCCGAAGGCAAUCUAUCUGCCGUCAACCGCCAAAGCUCAAGCGUCCCACAGCGUCUGUUCUGAUGAAGUCAUCGAGGUCAUUGCAGAGGAUGUCGCGCCGAAGAUUCCGACGGGCUUCACGACGGGAUCUGGGAAGGUGGUCACAGUGUUGUCCAAGUCGCUCAACGCUGCGCAGUGUUUACUGUUGGAUGUUGGGGGUCAUCCAAUCGAGGAGGAGAAGCGUUCGGCCGUAAGUGCUGGUGGGAAGAGGGCUUCUGUACCUCUAGAUUCCCUCAGACCAGGUGCCACACCUUUCAAGAACAAUCUUGUAGUCCAGAACGAUGCACCACAGGACAAGGGCUACGUGACGACUGGUUUUACAACAGCCGGGGGUCAAUCUGUGACUGUGGCAGCAUCUGCUCUGGCUUUUGGAGAACGGCUACUUCAUGGUGUUGACAGUGUUAAUGUCUCAGAAUCUAGCCAUCUUUGGGACGUGCCCUCAGCAUCAGUCCCAGCCAAUGGGCAGUUUGAAUCAAAGGCACUGUUCCGAGACAUCACAAAUCGGGUCGUGAAGAAGUCUGACCCAAUCCAACUUCCCCCAGCAACGCUGUCUUCAGAAAGUGCCGAGAGGAUUCCUACCGGAUUCACAACGGGCAGGGGUGCUGCUGUCAGUGUCCUCAAGAAGUCUCUAUCUGCUGCAAAGAACGUCCUCUCGGAGUUGGCAUCAAAAGAUCAGGGGGUGGAAUUGUGCGAAAAUAUAUUAGUCACGACAGGAUUCACAACAGGCAAUGGACGUACGGUAACUGUGGGGCAGCGUAUGCUUCACAGCGCCUGCAAGUUUCCCGGCGACCAAAAGAUGAAUGGGGAAGACGGCGCAUUAUCAGAAGUCAGUGCAUUGGAGGGAUUGACGGCAGCUGAGCGUGGUGUCCUUGCCAACAGCGGGCCCGAGCAAGCUUCUUUUGUAUCUGAAUUCCAAACUGCUGGUGACAUGCCAGUCUGCAUUAAAAAAACGCCGCUAAACCAUGCUUCCAGACUAUUUGAAGACGAAUGCCCGCAAACACGCUGCAAAGAUGCAGAGCGAAACGCCUUCACGUCUUCCACAACUGAAUCGGGGGACACCGCCUCUGCGUCAUUUGAUUCGUUGCGGAAGGUUGCGCUUCUCUUCAACGAAACGCAGAAAGCCGACGUUGGAAACACGACUUUGACUGAUGACCUUAAGGUCAGUUCUUCCGUAUCCGGAUUCAAAACUGCUGGUGGGAGGCAGGUCUGCAUUCCAGAGGAGUCGCUAAGCCGCGCUUGCAAAUUGUUUCGAGACAAACGUCUCGAAGCGUGCUGCGGAGACGCAGCUCGCACCAUCUCUACCUCUUUCACCGCCGGAUCGGGGACCGCUGUAUCUGUGUCGUCCGAUUCCUUACAGAAAGUUGCUUCUCUCUCUGGUGAAGCUGAAAAGACCCACUUUGGCAACGUUGCUUCAACCAAGGUUUGCGAGAGCCGUUCCAAACCUGCAAAAGUAGGGGUUGCCGAGGCAACGAAUCAUGUUGCGACCGGUUUUAAGACCUGUUCAGGUCGUGUGGUGACGGUGGCACGCGAUUCCCUCACCACCGCGCAAGGUCUUCUUCACGACGUCACGAAAGAAGUCGCCUCUUUUGACGGCCUGCCAAAUGGAAAGUCUGAUGUUGCCGCACGCAGCGACGUCGUCACCGGUUUCACGACAUGCACCGGAAAGCCGGCGUCGGUGCAUUCCGAUUCACUUGAUGCUGCAUCUAGGGUGCUGGGCGCCAGCACCAAGAACGCGAGUCUUGACGACCUAGAAGAGAUGCCAGACGCCCUUCGCCAGCAAGACAUUCGCGGGCGGCUUUCGGCGCCACCGUUGGCGUCGGUGUCUUGUUUGAGCGUCGCACAAGGUACACCUCAAAGACUUGCAAACGGUCUGGUUGCCAACUCGUCGCCCGGCAUCGCUUCAGAAGCCCAGCGGACUCCACAAUCCGCGUCGGCCAUGUUUAAGUCAAGGCUGAAGGGCGUCGCCCGAGCUCCGAGUUUCGUGACGCCCUUCAAAGCCGUCGGGAAGCCCCAGACCCCGACGGUGGCAGCCAAGACGACUGUUGCGCCACCGCGGAGCUUGUUCCGCAAGAGUCAGAUCCAGCCGGGGAAACUGUGGAUCAUGCGGCGAGUACUGAAAAAGGACAGGAUUUCGCUGAAAGAGGCGUUUGAAGGCAAUGCCCCAAGGUUUUACAGUUGUGAAGAGCUUGCGGCCUUUGGUGUAUCGGGCGUCACUGCUUCCGUCAACUCCAUCUCUGCGGUGAAUUUUGAGUUCUCCGCUCCCCCUCCCGAUGCGCUCAUCAUUUUGGGAGACGGCGCGACGGUGCAGCCCUCGCCAGGUCAAUCUAGGCUGGGCAAGAGCGAACUUUACAGCGCGUUCUUGGGUGUUCCGGGCGUGGAUUCGAGCCUGAUAUCUCGGGAGUGGUUCGACAACCAUUACCGGUGGAUCGUCUGGAAACUGGCCUCCUUGGAACAACACGGUCCACACGUCUUUGCGGGGAGGUCCUUGACGCCCGACAACGUCAUGCUCCAAAUGAAGUACAGGUACGACGUCGAGAUCGACCACAGCACCAGGUCAGCCCUUCGAAAGAUCCUUGAGAGGGACGACAUUGCAAGCGGCACCCUGAUCCUGUGCGUGUCUGGGAUCAGUCGAGAAGAAAACGCUCUGAGGGUGGAGGUCACAGACGGAUGGUACGGACUCCGGGCCGAGUUUGACGAGCCGCUGUCCAAACUGGUGUUCGAGAACCGAAUCUUUGUGGGGCAGAAGCUGAUCACUUCGGGAGCGGACAUUGUCGGAUCUACGGACGCCUGCGCUCCGCUCGAGGUGCCUGACGAACUCGCGCUGAGGCUGAACUUCAACUCGACGCGUCGAGCAAGGUGGGACGCCAAGCUGGGCUACCUUCGAGCACGCCAGCCCUUCCGCGUGUCCCUCGGAUCCCUGCACCCAAAGGGAGGGGCCGUGGGAAGGGUGGAUUGUAUCGUGAUCCGAGCCUACCCCGUCAUGUACCUGGAGAUGCUGUCUAACAAGACGGCCGUGAUGCGCAGCGAGCGCGCCGAACUCGUGGUCGCAGCCAAACACGACAAGCUGCGCAGCGCCUUUACCGAGAAGCUGACCGCCGAAGUGCUGUCGCAAGUCGAGAAAGACGACACGGAGGGUCUGUCGUUGGAGACGCUCAGCGGAGUCCAGGUGUCCUACUCCGUCAAGCAGAUCCAGGGCCUUACCUCGGGACAGGACAUCUGGAAGGCCCUUUGCUGCUCUGCAGACUCCGUGGAGAUCGAGCGUAUCCUGACACCCAACCAACUGAGGCUUCUGAACGAGUACCAGGACCAGCAGCUGAACCAGAAGCAGCUGGCUCUUCAGCAGAAGUUGGAGCAGGCCUUUCAGCAGGCCGAAGAAGAAGGCAAGUGUCCAAAAGAGCGGAAUGUAAUCCCGGUGUUCAAGGUCCUCGUGGGAGGGAUUCACGAAUCGGAUCUGCGCAAGAAUGUCUGCUGCGUCCUGAGCGUGUGGAGGCCCACUGACGAGCUUCGGCAAACGCUGGUCGAAGGCAGGGCGGUGUCAGUCUACAACGUCCACGUGAGCCCCGUCAGGAACGUCCUGCCCGACGUCCAGAACUGCGCUGUGGAACUGACAACGUCGAAAGGAACCCGCUAUGAGACGGUUGACUGUCCAGAGCACAUCCGGAUCUACUACAGCCGUCAGGUGACCAGUUUUCCGGUGUUGCUGAGCGAGAACGGUUCGCCCGGGCGGGCUGUGGACAUUGUGGGUCUCGUGUUCCUGGUGAGCCGUCAGAGCGAGAGGGACAUCUUCUACCUGGCGGACUCCAAGCUCAACUUUGUCCAGCUCGUCGUCGCAAAGCAGAGCCAGGCUGUGCUAGCAGACGACUCCGUCGGUCCGGGCCAUUUCGUGGCGGCGACAGACGUCGUCCUCCGACCUAGAAACCGAGAGCUCGGCAAGGUUGCAGUGGUGGCCACGACCGACUUCUCGGAGGUGACAUGCUCUCCCCACAAGAGCCAUCUCUGCAGCGCCCUUGUCACGAUCAAGGAGUUCAUUCCGGACCCGAGCAACUUCUUGACAGCGGCACUCAAACGCUUCCAAACUCCGACGCCGACCCCUCCCACGACCCCCAACGCCGUGCUGAAGACGUUUUACACCUACGAGACGACGCCCAACAGACUGCCAUGGCAGCAGGCUACAGCGAAGACAGCUCCGGCACCUCUGAAACAACCGGUCUUCCAGCAGCAACCGCGGACUCCGGCGGUCGCAAACGACGGACUAGACCUCUCGGGAAGGAAGAGUGUCGAGCCGGGCUCAGCGGCAGACCUAAGGUCGAAGCAGAUCCGCGCGCGAAUCGCGCUGUUGGAGCGGUACACGGCGCUGGCGCCCGUUCCGACCUUGGCAAGUCCGCCUUCGAAGGAAACGAGAAAGCCGUACCGCAAACCCGUCAUCGCGAACCGCGACGACAAGGCCGCGUCACCCGAAAGUAGUCCGCCCAUGGACUUGGAUACCGACUGAGACUUGUGCCGGGCGUGUAUAGUUUGUUUUACUUGCCUCAGGGAUGUAGUUCUAGGUUCUAUGGUUAUUCUAUUUCAUGCCGUCUUAUUGAGUAGAUUUAUUGUUGAAUUAAAAUAACGACUCUAUGCGUAGUGCAAGUUCGUCUGCUUCUUGCACAGGAAUUGUGGUGAUAUCAGAGUGCCGAGCUGUCAUUGACUGAUUGAAAAAAAAAGUGGGUAGACCUCAAGGCAUCUAGCAUAGAGGUCUACCCACUAUCCUUCCAAUCAAAGCCGAUUUAAGCUCAGCGUCAUUCUGACGUCACCGCAACUCCUGUGCAAGAAGCAGACAACUUUCUAUCCGCAUAUAGUCGGUUGCAAGUUGAGAAAAGUAAGACAAGUGCCUCCUAGAAGGCUCUCUGUUUGCCACAAUCAGGGGCGGACGCAGGUAUUUCUUGAGGGGGGAGGGGUCAGGUGUUGGUCAGCGUAUCAUAUCUUUAAGACCCCCCCCCCCCCCCCCCUUUCCGGUUUCCACGCCCUAAAUCUGUACAUAUGCAGAAUUCAAAAGGGGGGUCAGGACAUCCGGACCCCCCCUCUGAAUCAGCCCCUGGCCACACUGGGCGAUUUAAUUUGUCCUGUUUUUGUAACCUGCAACAGAUUAUAGUGUGUCCGUUUUGUCACGGCAUACUUGGUCAGUUGCUAUUUCCGACGGUCGAAUUAAAAUAUUCGAGAGACCACUAGACUUGAGUUUUUUAUGGAAUCCUUUUGUCCUGACUUUAUUUUAUGUGUAGUUGUGAGCGCAUGACAACCGUCGCUUAUCUGCAGUGACUGGUGCCAAGCGAUGUCAGUUAAAUCUUUUUGUUUUGUUUUGCACUUAGAUCUUAUUGGUUUCUAUGAUGCAAGUUUGUAUAAGUACAAACGUAAAGAUUGCCUCACUUGUAACGAAAAUUAGCAUUGUUUUUACUUUCUUUUUUAUAUCAUGUUUCAAUGACAGCUUUGGCAAAUGUGAUGUCGGUUUUGAAGUUCGACUAUUUGAAAACAUUGAUACGGAUUUGUGGCCGUAAUGCCUGCCUUGAUAAUAUAAUCUAGUCAGCUCUGCACAACCAUUGACAAUGCUAAAAGAGCAUUUAUCCUAUUCUGUGGUGGAUGUUCCAUUUUCAGUGAACGGCAUGUUUUGAACAACUUCGAGAGAUUCACACACAUAUACAACACUUCACAAAGCAUACGUAUGUCGUUCCUACGGAGGUUUUAAUACAUUUUUGUAUUUUGUAUAUACAUAUUCAUGGCUCCCCUAAAGCUACUAGACGACAGUCUUGCAUCCUUUCAUUUCCUGCUGAAGGGGUCCGACCACACUUUCAUACCUGAAAGAAAGUUUGGUGUAAGAACCCUUGAACGUUGGGAAGGACUUGCAAACAGUCCUUCUAGUACAGACAAAUGACUGUGUCACAACUCUGUUACCUCCUGGCUGCACAGAUUCCUGGUCGAUGUCUUUUCUCGUUUUUUUCUGUAUUUGCUCUAAAAAUAAAGAGUCAAGUUUUACUUCAAUGUAA
Molecule: messenger RNA, 7836 nt
Organism: Ixodes scapularis (black-legged tick)
Lineage: Eukaryota; Metazoa; Arthropoda; Arachnida; Ixodida; Ixodidae
Exons: 20
Coding region: 312-6311 (1999 amino acids)
Biological process (GO): regulation of DNA-templated transcription; double-strand break repair via homologous recombination
Cellular component (GO): nucleus
Source: RefSeq, a predicted model, not a curated record